CUACUUCUUUCUCAAAAUCCACACCUAUCAACUCAAUCCAUAUCCUCACUGCAGUCACCACCUUAGCUCUCUGAAACAAAGCUCUCGCAAGCUCUGCUCUAUCAUUCAAAUGAUGGAACCAACCGUACUGCCGCUUCUGAUUUACACAACCAGGACCGUCUCUCAUGCCUUAUCUGUAUCCUUCUCUGUACGCCACUGAACCUCGGUUCGCGUCCAUGGAUGUCUCUGAAGCUUGGCAUCGGUCCACCGCUCUUCUUCCUUCAAGUUCACGUGCCCCCGCUUGGCUGUUCGCUUCUCAUAGGUUCCUACCGCCGUAUUUGUGCCAUCACAUUCCACUUGGAAGCAUGUACAGAUUUACACUAUGUGCAGGAAACCUUAAUUCUCUUGUAACAUCUCCCAUAAUGACCACAAAGAAAGGCCAGCCAGUUGCUAUUUCUGAAAAAUUAUGCAAGGUCGUUUGGAUUAUAGAAGCUGAUCUGGCAGCCGGACAAGGCCUUUACCUUAGUGGGGAUGUUCCCAUCUUAGGUUGCUGGGAGCCGGACCUGGCUAUUCUGAUGUCUUCUACCGAAAAUCCGAACUUGUGGAAGGCUGAAGUCAAGGUAAUUGUAUAUGCUAAGUAUCAAAGCUUUGUUCGGAUGAACUUAAAACACACAGAAAGCAAUAUCAAGUAUAAUAUGGUUUCUGACUUUUGUUUUGAUGUGACAAUUUUCUAUCAAAACUACCCUCCUUUUCGUCAAAGAUUAAAGAAGCAAGAGAUCAAUGGUUCUGCUACUCAAACUCUUGACGAGCACCUAGCAUCCCAUGAAAAUGGGAACUCAUCCUAUGGAGUUGAAGUUGUUGAUAAUAUGUCAGAAGCUAUUAUCCCAGAUUCUUCACUACAAUUUCUGGACAACGACUAUGAGGAGCAAGAAUUUGGUGAUGAUUUUGAAAUUUCAGUUCUUAGUGAAAAUGGGAAUGGAUCUAUGAUUGAUUAUGGUGGAGCAGAAGCUGAUGUUGAAGACUGCAUUGAUGGAGAAGAGCACCAUAUUGAAGGUGAAAGCAUAAAGUCUUCCCUUCCUGUUGAAAUAGAAGAUUCUAAUGGUUCUCAAAUAUCAUCAGACAUGAAAGAUUCUAAGCAAAAACUGAGUAAUGAGAAAAGUUGGGCCCAGGUUCGAAAGGGCACCAAAAUAAUUGUACAAGUCGUCAAAGAGGGAUUGGGUACAAAAGGUCCCACAUUGACUGCUUAUCCAAAAUUGAGAAGCAGAUUUUGGGUACUAAUUACUCAGUGCAACCGAGUUGGAGUCUCGAAGAAAAUUUCAGGUGUUGAGCGCACCCGUUUGAAAGUUCUAGCAAAAACUUUACAGCCCCAGGGCUUUGGUCUGACUGUAAGAACUGUAGCUGCUGGUCAUUCUUUAGAAGAAUUGCAAAAGGACUUGGAAGGUUUGCUUUCAACUUGGAAGAAUAUAACGGAACAUGCAAAAUCUGCAGCUCUUGCUGCAGAUGAAGGGAUUGAAGGAGCCAUCCCUGUUUUACUGCAUAGAGCAAUGGGUCAAACUCUCUCAGUUGUUCAGGACUAUUUCAAUGAGAAGGUCGAGAAAAUGGUGGUUGACUCUCCCAGAACACAUCACGAGGUUACCAACUAUCUUCAGGAAAUUGCUCCUGAUCUUUGCAACCAUGUUGAGUUGUAUGAUAAAAGAAUACCUCUUUUUGAUCAAUACAAUAUUGAAGAAGAGAUCAACAAUAUCCUCAGUAAAAGAGUUGCACUUCCUAAUGGUGGUUCUCUGGUGAUUGAACAAACUGAGGCGUUAGUCUCUAUUGAUGUUAAUGGGGGCCAUGGUAUGUUCGGUCAUGGGACCUCACAAGAGAAGGCUAUUCUAGAUGUCAACCUUGCAGCUGCCAGACAAAUUGCAAGGGAGUUACGACUGAGGGACAUUGGUGGCAUUAUCGUGGUAGAUUUCAUUGAUAUGGCAGAUGAGUCAAAUAAGAGAUUGGUCUAUGAAGAAGUAAAGAAAGCUGUUGAGAGAGACAGGUCAACUGUGAAGGUUUCUGAAUUAUCUAGGCAUGGACUUAUGGAAAUAACAAGAAAGAGAGUCAGACCCAGUGUAACAUUCAUGGUUAGCGAACCAUGUGAUUGCUGUCAUGCUACUGGCAGAGUUGAAGCCUUGGAGACAACCUUUUCCAAAAUUGAACAAGAAAUUUGUCGAUUGCUUGCUAAGCUGGACAAGAAAGCUGACCCUGAAGACCCCAAGUCCUGGCCCAGGUUUAUAUUGAGGGUUGAUAAUUAUAUGUGCAAUUACUUAACUGGCGGGAAAAGGGCAAGACUUGCAAUUUUAAGCAGUUCGCUCAAAGUUUGGAUUCUUUUGAAGGUUGCUAGAGGUUUCUCUAGAGGGACUUUUGAGGUGAAACCGUUUGCAGACGAGAAGACCAAUAACAAACAAGUUGCAAUUUCGAUGCUACGACCAGCAGAGUCCCGAGCUAAUAAUUCUGGGAAAAAGGUGACCCUUAUUCCAGUGAAAAAAGGGAAGGCUGGCAGCAAAUGACUUGCAAAACAUUGAUUUGAAGCGACUUCUUCUCUUUUGUGAUUUUUUUCAUCACCCUAUUCGUACAGCGGAAGGGAAACAGUAGAAAAGAAAAGAAAUAGUGAAGAUAAAAGAAGUUAGAUUCAGAAUAUCUAGUUUCAUUUGCCAGCCUGUUUCUGAUAAUGAGUCUGUAAGUUUCAUGGCUAAUCCAACUCCAUUCUUUUAACUGUUGGGUUACCAAUUUACUAAUGGUAGCUAUGCAUUCUCUGCUCAGGUGUAUACUAUUUUUGAGUUCUUUUACCCCCCAUAAAGUUGUCUUCCGAACCAAGAAUGACUCGUCCUCUAAUUUUCAUGCAUAAAUUACUUAUUCAUUCAAGCUCAAA
Molecule: messenger RNA, 2881 nt
Organism: Carica papaya (papaya)
Lineage: Eukaryota; Viridiplantae; Streptophyta; Magnoliopsida; Brassicales; Caricaceae
Source: RefSeq, a predicted model, not a curated record